AUGGCGCCGUCAAGCCAAACGAGCUCCUUCAGACUACUCCAGAAAUUCAAACCUGACUAUUCUCCGAGUGAGUUUACUCAGUAUGAAUCAGAGAGGACGGGCAUGAGGGUAGUGGUCAUUGACCAAAAGGGUCCCAAGGUGACUGGUUAUUUCGUGCUCGCCACGGAGAUCCAUGAUGACUCUGGAGCUCCUCAUACGCUUGAGCACCUGUGCUUUAUGGGGUCGCGGAACUAUAGAUACAAAGGAUUUCUGGAUAAGCUUGCCACUCGGGUGUACUCUGAUACCAACGCCUGGACAGCGACGGACCACACAGCAUACACUCUGGAUACGGCUGGUUGGGAGGGUUUUGCGACCAUUCUUCCAGUAUACCUCGAGCAUGUCAUUGCCCCGACAUUGACCGAUGAGGGAUGCUACACUGAAGUGCAUCACGUCGACGGCGCCGGAAACGAUGCAGGUGUUGUCUACUCUGAGAUGCAAGGUGUGCAGAACAACGCCGCCGAACUGAUUGAUCUCAGUGCACGGAGGCUGCUGUAUCCGGAGGGUGUCGGUUUUCGCUAUGAAACUGGCGGUAUGAUGGAACAACUGCGCGUUCUCACUGCGGAGAGAAUAAGGGAUUUCCAUCGGGAAAUGUAUCAACCCAAAAAUUUGUGCUUGGUGAUCACUGGAGAAGUGGACCACACCAAUAUGCUGGAGAUCUUGGACAAGUUUGAAAGUACGAUUCUAGAUAUCAUCCCAAGUCCAGGAGCACCCUUCAAAAGGCCUUGGGUCGAGUCUAAGCAGGCGCCGCCUGUGGAGAAGACGAUUAUCCAGAAGGUUGAAUUUCCGGAAGAAGAUGAGUCCUUUGGAGAAGUCGAGAUUAGAUUUCUCGGGCCUGAUUGCACUGAUCCCGUCCAAACCGGAGCGGUGAAUGUUGUGCUGUUGUAUCUAUCUGGCUCUUCUGCUUCUCUUCUGGAGAACACUUUAGUGGAGAAGGAGCAAGUUGCCAGUGCCGUCUAUUACUCCACCGAGGAUCAUCCAAGCAUCGAAAUCCGAUUCACCUUGACCAGUGUGGAGACAAAGAAACUCGCACAGGUGGAGAAGAGAUUCUUCGAGGUUUUGAAGGAGGCCAUGGAGAAGAAGCUUGAUAUGAAAUAUCUGCGUGAGUGUAUCGACCGACAGCGGCGUACCUGGAAGUUCUCCACCGAAAACUCGGCCUCCUCGUUUGCCGAAUACGUGAUUUCAGACUUCUUGUUUGGAAAAAGAGAUGGCUCGACAAUGUUGGAUGUUGCAAGCUUGAAAGAGUAUGAUGUCCUUGAAAAAUGGAGCGAAGAUCAGUGGCGUACUUUCAUCAAGAAGUGGAUUGCCGAUGCGCCUCAUAUCUCAAUUCUCGGUGUUCCUUCUAUAAAACUGUCUGAAAAGCUCAAGGAGGAGGAAGAGGCCCGCGUUGCAGAACAAAAAGAACGACUCGGUGAAGAUGGCUUAAAAAGGCUUGCUGAGAAGCUGGAAAGAGCGAAGGUUGAAAAUGACAAGGAAAUACCUAAGGAGAUGCUGGCCGAAUUCGCAAUUCCCGGAACCGACUCGAUUCAUUUCGUAGAGACUACGACGGCUCGAUCUGGUGCUGCUCUGAAAGCUGGACGCCCGGGCCACAAGAUCCAGAAGCUGGUGGAUAACGACGACUCAAGUCUUCCACUCUUCAUACACUUCGAGCACAUUGAGAGCAGCUUCGUUCAGCUCUCGCUUCUUAUCUCGGCUCAAUCAAUUGAUGUGCAGCUUCGCCCACUUCUCUCUGUGUACACAGAAGCUUUCUUCAACCUGCCCAUCGAGCGCGAUGGAAAGACAAUCAACUUUGAGCAGGUCGUGGUUGAACUUGAAAGAGAUACCGUUGGCUACUCCAUGGAGGGGGGCAGAAACCUGGGUAACUCGGAGAUGCUUCGUAUCUCGUUCCAAGUGGAACUGGAAAAAUAUAGCACGGCUAUUGCCUGGAUCCAGGAACUGUCUUGGAACACCGUGUUUGAUGUUGAGAGACUCCGAGCGAUCGCCAGCCGACUGCUCUCCGAUGUACCGGAUGCGAAGCGCAGCGGAGAUGACAUGCUGGCAGCAGUACAUGUCAUGGUCCAUUAUGCACCGGAGUCAAUCGUGCGCGCUCGGAGCACACUGGUGAAAGCCCGGUAUCUCAAGCGUGUCAAGAAGCUUCUUGCCGACCAACCAUCCCUGGUUGUAGAGCGUAUGGAAGAAAUUAGGAAGUCUCUCUUCAAAUUUGAGAACAUCCGGGUCCUGGUCAUUGCCGACCUUGAGAAACUGCGCAACCCCGUUUCUUCCUGGAAGUCGUUUUCUGAACGUCUUGGAGCCACCGCAUCUCUCCAGCCUAUCACCGAUCGUCGAGCACUGCUGAGCGAGGCGGGAAAGAGCCUGGGCAAGAAGGCCUACGUGGUUCCGAUGCCCACGAUUGACUCGUCCUUUGCCUACGCCUCUGCAAGAGGUCUGGACUCGUACGACCACCCUAAGCUUCCGGCCUUGUUGGUCGCGAACGCAUACAUGAACUCAGUGGAAGGUCCCCUCUGGGUAGCUGUCCGCGGCAAGGGCCUGGCUUAUGGCGCGAAAUUCGCGUACAACAUCGAUACUGGCUUUGUCAAUUAUGACGUUUACCGGUCUCCUAAUGUUUCCAAGGCAUUCACUGCCGGCAAGAAAAUUGUUGAGGACCACCUGUCUGGCGAGACGCCGUUCGACCCGAUGAUGUUGGAGGGUGCUAUCAGUAGCAUCGUGGUGGGCUUUGCCAAUGAACAAGCUACGGUUGCGAAUGCCGCACAGGGCAGUUUCACCCGCCAGGUUGUACGCAACCUGCCAAGCGACUACAAGGAGAAAAUGCUUAAGAAGGUUCGUGGGAUUAGCGUGGAGGAGGUCAAGGAAGCGUUACGCGACAUCAUCCUUCCUCUCUUCAACCCCGAAAGCGCCAACAUUGUCAUCACCUGUGCGACUGUACUUGAAGAGACGAUCAAGGAAGGACUCGAGGCUUCUGGAUUUUCUCCUGUUUCUCAAGGUCUGAAGGAGUUUGAAGACGACUAUGGACUGAAGCUCGAUGGAGACGAAGCCGAUGACAACGACGAUGACGACGACGACGACGAUGAUGACAGCGACGAUGAUGAAGAGUAUGAAUCGGGGUCGGACGAUGAUGACGAGGAGGAUGAUUCCGAGUAG
This is a messenger RNA of Penicilliopsis zonata CBS 506.65, 3174 nucleotides long. RefSeq lists its product as hypothetical. Lineage: Eukaryota; Fungi; Ascomycota; Eurotiomycetes; Eurotiales; Aspergillaceae. The coding region runs from base 1 to 3174 and encodes 1057 amino acids. The transcript is spliced from 3 exons. The record is from RefSeq and is a predicted model, not a curated record. Gene Ontology annotation, molecular function: metal ion binding.